UGGGGCCAGAGAAUGGACAGACAGAGGAAACCACCAUGGAGAAGGGCCAGGAAGAGCCUGAUGACACACAGGGCCCAGGGGAGGUCACCAGGUUGGGCACUCCUGAGGCAGUGCACCGUGAAGGGAACCGUGGGCUGGGUCCACAAGGUGGCUUCCAAGCUCAGGAGGAUGAAGAGGCUGGUGCCAAGAAAGGAGCCUCUGAGGAGCUGCCUGGGGAGGAGCAAAUGGAGGAGCCAAAAGCAGUGUCUGCUCCUGAGAGGGGAAAAGAAGGGGAUGAGCAGAGCUCAGAGGAAGAUGAUGAGCAGGGAGAGUCUGAAGAAGAUAAGCAUGGUGAGUCUGAGGAAGAUGGAGGCAAGGGAGAGUCCAAGGAGGAGGCAAAGUCUAAGGAAGAUGAAAAGACUCAGGAAGAUGGUGCAGGGCCAGUGGGGCCAGAGAAUGGAGAUGAAGGGAGCGACAAGGAAGUGGCCAAUGUGUUCAGCAAAAAGGGCCAUCAGCAAGGCAAAUCAGCAGCUAUCAAUAGGAAGGAAGAAGCCAAGAAUGGCACUGUCAGCUGCCUCCACCCACCCUGUGAGGAUGCAGAAGAAAACCCACCAGCAGCAGCAGACCCACCUGCUGUGGAAGACCCACCAGCAGCAGCAGACCCACCAGCAGUGGAAGAUCCAGCAGCAGCAGACCCACCAGCAGUGGUGGAAAAUCCCCCAGCAGCACCAGACCCUGCUGCAGACAAGGCAUCGGUGGCAGACACAGAGAGCCCAACUGGCCCCAGCUCCCACCCAGCCUCUGCUGAGCUCCAACACCACCAGAUAGAAGAGGUUGAGGAUGCCAGUGAGCCGACCAAACGAGACCGGUCCCACUUGGAAAACACCCUCAAGCUGAAUGAGGACAAACCUGCUGAUGAAGUCUCAGGAGUCCUGCAGCGUCUGAGGAAGAUCUACCACUCUUCCAUCAAGCCCCUGGAGCACUCCUACAGAUACAACGAGCUGAGGCAGCAUGAGAUUACAGAUGGGGAGAUCACUUCCAAGCCCAUGGUGCUAUUCCUGGGACCGUGGAGCGUCGGCAAAUCCUCCAUGAUAAACUACCUCUUGGGGCUGGACGACACUCCCUAUCAGCUCUACACAGGCGCGGAACCCACCACCUCUGAGUUCACUGUCAUCAUGCACGGCCCCAAGCUGAAGACCAUCGAGGGCAUUGUGAUGGCUGCUGACAGCGCCCGCUCCUUCUCGCCCUUGGAGAAGUUUGGGCAGAACUUCUUGGAGAAGCUGAUAGGGAUUGAGGUGCCCCACAAACUGCUGGAGCGAGUCACCUUCGUGGACACUCCGGGCAUCAUCGAAAACCGCAAACAGCAGGAACGAGGUUACCCAUUCAACGACGUAUGUCAGUGGUUCAUUGACAGAGCUGAUCUCAUCUUCGUUGUCUUUGACCCUACGAAGCUGGAUGUGGGCUUGGAGCUGGAGAUGCUGUUCCGUCAGCUGAAGGGCCGUGAGUCCCAGAUCCGAAUCAUCCUGAACAAAGCUGACAGCCUGGCUACCCAGGAGCUCAUGAGAGUCUACGGAGCCUUAUUCUGGAGCCUGGCUCCUCUCAUCAACGUCACAGAGCCACCCAGGGUGUACGUCAGCUCCUUCUGGCCCCAGGAGUACCACCCGGAUACCCACAGAGAGCUGUUCCUCAAAGAAGAGAUCUCACUCCUGGAGGAUCUCAACCAGGUGAUUGAGAACAGGAUGGAGAACAAGAUCGCCUUCAUCCGCCAGCACGCCAUCCGGGUGCGCAUCCACGCCCUGCUGGUCGAUCGCUACCUGCAGACCUACAAGGACAAAAUGACCUUCUUUAGCGAUGGGGAACUGGUGUUCAGGGACAUUGUGGAGGAUCCUGACAAGUUCUUUAUCUUUAAGUCCAUUCUGGCAAAGACCAAUGUCAGCAAAUUUGACCUCCCCAACCGCGAGGCCUACAAGGACUUCUUUGGCAUCAACCCCAUCACCAGCUUUAAGCUGCUGUCUCAGCAGUGUUCCUACAUGGGUGGGUGUUUCCUAGAGAAGAUCGAGAGGGCCAUCACUCGGGAGCUCCCCGAUCUCUUGGGGAGCAUCGGCCUGGGCAAGAAGCCCAACGUCCUCUCCUGCGACGUCACUGGCUGCGGUGAGACCCCAAAGAAUCGCUACAGGAAGCCCUAAGGUGUUGUGUCGUGUAACCCUCCACGUGUUCCUAUGGUGAAUGAGCUUAUGUCUUAUCUGUCCAAGAAGCCGUGGUUUGUUAACCCUUUGAGAGCCACACUGGCAAAGGCUACUGUACGAUGAGGACUUUGAGUCAUUGACAUCGAUGGCAGGGGAAGAUGGGUGGGCAUAAGAAAGAGAAUAAAAACUGUGAAUUCCUGACAUUUUAUCUUUGUUCUUUUGAGUAGAAGGCAAUGUUUAAGCUGUAAGAGUGAGCAAUGCACACUGAGCUUCAACUCUAGCUGCUUUUUCA
Messenger RNA from Indicator indicator, 2457 nucleotides. It is a transcript of the gene SRL, whose product is annotated as sarcalumenin. Gene Ontology annotation, molecular function: GTP binding. The transcript has 6 exons. The record is from RefSeq and is a predicted model, not a curated record. NCBI's taxonomy places the organism in Eukaryota, Metazoa, Chordata, Aves, Piciformes, Indicatoridae. Bases 36 to 2165 code for a protein of 709 amino acids.